Messenger RNA from Meyerozyma guilliermondii ATCC 6260, 1251 nucleotides. It is a transcript of the gene ARG1, whose product is annotated as argininosuccinate synthase. Gene Ontology annotation, biological process: L-arginine biosynthetic process; urea cycle. Gene Ontology annotation, molecular function: ATP binding; argininosuccinate synthase activity. The record is from RefSeq and is a predicted model, not a curated record. Gene Ontology annotation, cellular component: cytoplasm. The transcript has a single exon. Lineage: Eukaryota; Fungi; Ascomycota; Pichiomycetes; Serinales; Debaryomycetaceae. Bases 1 to 1251 code for a protein of 416 amino acids.
AUGUCUAAAGGAAAAGUUUGUUUGGCAUACUCUGGUGGCUUAGAUACCUCCGUUAUCUUGGCAUGGUUAUUGGAACAAGGCUAUGAAGUCAUUGCUUUCUUGGCAAAUAUUGGUCAAGAAGAAGACUUUGAAGCUGCCGAGAAAAAGGCAUUGGCCAUUGGUGCUACCAAAUUUGUGGUAGUUGAUGUGAGAAAGGAGUUUGUUGAGAGCGUUUGUUUCCCAGCUAUUCAGGCCAAUGCUAUCUAUGAGAACGUUUACUUGUUGGGAACUUCGUUGGCUAGACCAGUGAUUGCCCAAGCUCAGAUCAAGGUGGCAGAAGAGAACGAUUGUUUUGCAGUAUCUCAUGGAUGCACAGGUAAAGGUAAUGACCAGGUCAGAUUCGAGUUGUCGUUCUACGCUUUGAAACCUGACGUGGUUGUCAUUGCACCAUGGAGAGAUCCUGAGUUUUUCAACAGAUUUGCUGGUAGAAAGGCAUUGUUGGAGUACGCUGAAUCGAAGAACAUUCCCGUGGCUCAAACCAAAGCCAAGCCAUGGUCUACUGACGAAAACUUGGCUCACAUUUCCUUCGAAGCUGGUAUUUUGGAAAACCCUGAUACUACUCCUCCAAAGGAUAUGUGGAAGUUGACGGUAGACCCUACCGAUGCACCAGACACUCCAGAAGAUUUUUCCGUGGUGUUUGAAAAAGGAUUGCCAGUCAAGUUGGUGUUGGACGGCGGAAAGAAGGUUGUCACUGAUCCUGUUGAAUUGUUCCUCGAGGCUAAUGCCUUGGCUAGAAGAAACGGUGUCGGCAGAAUUGACAUUGUGGAAAACAGAUUCAUUGGUAUCAAGUCCAGAGGAUGUUACGAAACUCCAGGUUUGACUAUCUUGAGAUCUACUCAUAUUGACUUGGAAGGUUUGACCUUGGACCGUGAGGUUCGUGCUAUCAGAGACCAAUUUGUCACUGUCACAUACUCCAAGUUGUUAUACAAUGGUAUGUACUUCACUCCAGAAUGUGAGUACGUUCGUGAUAUGAUCGCUCCUUCGCAAAAGACCGUCAAUGGUACCGUCAGAGCUAGAUGCUACAAGGGCUCAUUGACCAUCUUGGGUAGAUCGUCCGACACGGAAAAAUUGUACGAUGAGACUGAAUCUUCUAUGGAUGAGUUGACCGGAUUUUCUCCUGAAGAUACUUCUGGUUUCAUUGCCGUGCAAUCGAUUAGAAUCAAAAAGUAUGGAGAAUCUGUUAGAGAAAAGGGUAAAAAAUUGGACCUUUAG